Messenger RNA from Girardinichthys multiradiatus, 1191 nucleotides. RefSeq lists its product as uncharacterized. The coding region runs from base 69 to 1001 and encodes 310 amino acids. NCBI's taxonomy places the organism in Eukaryota, Metazoa, Chordata, Actinopteri, Cyprinodontiformes, Goodeidae. The transcript has 3 exons. The record is from RefSeq and is a predicted model, not a curated record.
ACCACGAGAGCGCGAAAUGCAGAUGGAGGGCAGGAAGUGAAGUAGCCGAGGAUUUGCCAUCUGUAAACAUGCCCAUGUUUUGUGCCGUUUACGGCUGCUCCAAUCGCUCCAGCAGAGAAAAGGAAAAGCAUUAUUAUCGAGUGCCAAAGGUUGUCGUUCAUAAAGGUGAAAGAUGUAAAAAACUAACUGAAAAACGACGUAAAAAGUGGAUUAUAAAUCUACGUCUGCGGUCGGGAGGAGCAGAGUCUGCUAAUGCGCGUGUCUGUAGCGACCACUUCGUCAGCGGCUGCCCUAGCUCUUUGGGUGACAUUGAGUCGGUAGACUGGGCUCCAACAGUCAACCUCGGUCACCAACAAUCUAAACCCAGAUCAGAGGCAUCUCUUCAACGAGAUCAGAGGAUGAAGCUAAAGGCGGAACAACAAAGAAGCUCGGAAUGUGCUGAGGCUAUGUUGGAUCUGUCAGCUGAGCACCCGCGUAUGAACCCUGAGGAGACUGGUACUGGUCCAACAGUCCCACAAACAGAGGUGGUCAGCGGAAACGGGACAUUAAAUAAACAAGACUACGUAGAUGCCGGAUGCCAGACUGAACUAACAAUGGAUGACAUUGAAAAGAUGGAGGAUGUUCUGCGACAGAACACAACAGAGCUGGCAGAUCUUCGAACCAAGGCACUGGAGACAGAGUUCAACCGGGAGUCCUUUGAAAAAAACGAAGACAAGACAAAGUUUUACACGGGGCUACCCAAUUUCUUAGUUUUGCUUCAGAUUUUUGAGCUGUGCGAGCCCUACAUCACCUGUGGUUCUACGUGUGUGCUGUCUAAAUUUGAACAGUUCAUUUUAGUUUUGAUGAGGCUCAGACUAAAUCUUCCGCUCAAAGAUUUGGCUUUUAGGUUUAAGAUCUCUGUGCCCACUGCUUCUAGAGUUUGGCAUAAAGUAAUCGACAUACUUCAUCAGAGAUUGGAAUUAUUAUCUAAUCUUUCGGAGUCUGUUGUCCCAUUGGAGUAAGGAGGAGGAGAAGACGGGAGAUAUAAUAAAUCAGUUCAGUACCUGAGCCCUCACACGUUGGUCUGUCUGUAAAUAUGUUUUCAAAUGAUAUGUUCAUGCUUAUUAUUGUUCAUGCUUAUUAUUACAUUGUUCUUGUAAUUAUAAAACAAUUUGACAAAUCUAACCGUGUGAAUAAACCCAUAUGACUUAU